AUGGUUACCCCCGGACAGCGGGGGCUAUGGCCUCAUCUGAUUUAUGCAGUUGCUUUCUGCCUUAUCGCCACUACUGUUGUAGCUGAUUAUCCUCCAUAUGUCUAUAUGUCUCCACCACCUCCAUCUCCAUCACCUCCUCUUCCUUACAUUUACAAGUCUCCACCACCUCCAUCUCUAUCUCCACGACCUCCUUAUGUUUACAAAUCUCCACCACCACCACCACCUCCAUACGUCUACAAGUCUCCACCACCACCAUCACCCUAUCCACCUCCUCCAUAUGUCUAUAAGUCUCAACCACCUCCAUCUUCAUCACCUCCCCCAUUUUACAUUUACAAGUCUCCACCACCACCAUCACCUUCACCACCUCCUCCAUAUGUAUACAAGUCUCCACCACCACCACCACAUCCACCACCACCAUCACCCUCUCCACCUCCUCCAUAUGUCUAUAAGUCUCCACCACCACCAUCACCCUUACCACCUCCUCCAUAUGUGUACAAUUCACCACCACCUCUGUCUCCAUCUCCACCACCUCUUUAUAUUUAUAAGUCUCCACCACCACCAUCACCUUCACCACCACCUCCAUAUGUCUACAAGUCUCCACCACCACCAUCACCCUCUCCACCUCCUCCAUAUGUUUAUAAGUCUCCACCACCUUCAUCUCCAUCACCUCCUCCUCUUUACCUUUACAAGUCUCCACCAGCACCAUCACCCUCACCAUCUCCUCCAUAUGUGUACAAGUCUCCACCACCUCCAUCUCCAUCUCCACCACCUCCUUACAUUUACAAAUCUCCACCACCACCGUCACCUUCACCACCUCUUUCAUACAUGUACAAGUCCCCUUCACCUCACCAUUAUAAAUCACCUUCUCCACCAUCCAAGUCUCCUCCUCAUUAUUACAAGUCACUACCACCUCCUAAAGGCUACUAA
Messenger RNA from Durio zibethinus, 927 nucleotides. NCBI's taxonomy places the organism in Eukaryota, Viridiplantae, Streptophyta, Magnoliopsida, Malvales, Malvaceae. The record is from RefSeq and is a predicted model, not a curated record.